UAAUAUGCAUGUAAUGUUUGACACUGGACGAUAAGGAGCCAUCUAUCACACUGUCAGAUUAAAAUACUGGUAUAUUGUCAGUCUAUUUGGAAAGUGCGAGAUUAAAAUACUAGUAUUCACAGUCUAUUUGGAAAGUGCGAAUCGAAAAAAAAAAAAUAUUUUUAAAAUUAGAUUGUUUUAAUGUCGGUCAAUUAGAGUACAGGAAGAUAAUGAUUAAUAGCAUUUCUGAAGUUUUGGACAAAAAGAAGAUUUUCUGUUGAAAUAAUUCUAUGUACACGUGUUUCAUAGUAAAAUUUAGCCACUCAAGUGUUUAAAACCUAUCCAUCUUUUGAAAUUACUGUUGCGAGAGAGAGUAAACAAAUACAAUGUAAUGUAAAAACAAAGUGAAAGAAAGAAAAAAAAAAGAACAAUGAAGCACUGCAGAUAUAUAGAAAAUGGAGGUCGACAACCGUUUGCACUUCCAGAUGGGAAAACAUACCACGUGUUCAUUUCAUACGCAACAAUGGAACCAGACCGACAGAUCGCACAUACUUUAUUUACGAAACUAAGCGAAAGUAACUUUACAUGUUGUUUACACGAAAUUGAGUUUCAAGCUGGACAUCUUAUAGAGGACAACAUUAAACAAUGUAUGAAAAAAUCUCUGAAAACUAUUGUCCUUCUAUCAGAAAACUUCAAAAAUAGUUAUUGGUGCCACAUUGAAAUGACUGAAAUUGUCCAAUUACACAUGGAUAAUAAAGGUUUUCCGCCAAUUGUUUUAAAAUUAGACAGUUGUGAGGUACCUGAAGCACUUAAGCCAUACACAUAUAUGUUGUUGCAAGCUGGACUGGACGAAAAGAUGCCGGAUAUUGUAGAUGUUAUUAAUGAUAUGGAAAUUACAGAAUUUCAAGGAUCGAUGCUGACUAUUUCAUUUGUUCCACUACCUUGCAUCAACUAUAACCAAGAUACCCCUCAUUCUCCAUGCAUUUGGCCCCAUGUUUGUGCUAAAUUUAUUUUGUCAGACGAUGGAUGCAAAGAUAUGUGUACCAAACAUCACGUGCUCAACAAAGAAUCGUUAGAAAAACUUAAAAAAUGCGGAUUUCCUGUUGAGAAACAAUACUCUCGUCUGUCAAAACUUUAUAAGGAAAAGUGUAAUAAAUGGCUCAAAGACUUUCCAUCUAAAACGAUAUCAGGACCGUGCUAUUAUUAUAAUGACAAAGGAUGUUUUAUUGCAGACGACGCAUGUCCGUUCCCUCACAUUUGUAAAGACUGGUUUGCUGGGAAAUGUACACGUUCGAAUUGUAAAUUCUCCCAUGAUGUUCUAAACCCUCAGACAAACUCAUUAUUGCAAAAGUUUGGAUUUAACAUGAACCAUCCCGAUGAUAUUAUUUUAUGGCAGUAUCGAGAAAAAUGUCAAAAUUAUUUGGAACUGAAAACAAAACAAGACACCAACGUCAAUCUCCGCAAAAGCCGUGAUCCGAACUCUACAGCGAGUAAAUGUGUUUUAUAUUUAGCUUUUAUGGCUAUGUCAUUGAAUUGUUUGUUUAACAUAUUUAAUAAAUAUGUCUCAACAUAUUUUAAAAAUUUUCUUUCGAGUAAACAUUGAAAUAAUCUCGCAUGGCAUUUUACAUUAAAUUACUAUAAAUAA
This is a messenger RNA of Mytilus californianus (California mussel), 1624 nucleotides long. RefSeq lists its product as uncharacterized. Gene Ontology annotation, molecular function: transmembrane signaling receptor activity; metal ion binding. NCBI's taxonomy places the organism in Eukaryota, Metazoa, Mollusca, Bivalvia, Mytilida, Mytilidae. The record is from RefSeq and is a predicted model, not a curated record. Bases 410 to 1582 code for a protein of 390 amino acids. Gene Ontology annotation, cellular component: membrane. Gene Ontology annotation, biological process: toll-like receptor signaling pathway; immune response. The transcript is spliced from 3 exons.